Tarenaya hassleriana is the source of this 898-nucleotide messenger RNA. RefSeq names its product blue copper protein. The record is from RefSeq and is a predicted model, not a curated record. The coding region runs from base 115 to 825 and encodes 236 amino acids. The transcript has 2 exons. Lineage: Eukaryota; Viridiplantae; Streptophyta; Magnoliopsida; Brassicales; Cleomaceae. Gene Ontology annotation, molecular function: electron transfer activity. Gene Ontology annotation, cellular component: plasma membrane.
CAUACGUACAUAUUCAUGCCCUUUUCUUCAUCUUCAUCAUCAUCAUCAUCAUCUCUCUUCCAUCUUCACACUUUUUUUUUUUAUAUCUCCGAUCAGUAAUUCGAACAAGAGAAAAUGGAACAGAGACUUAUAGUGUCUUGUUGUUCGAUGUUUCUGGUAUUUGUCGCGUUGAGUGUUUGUCUGAGUUCUUCGGUGGAUGCGUACAAGAACCACACUGUCGGAGAAUCAAUGGGUUGGUUCGAUGAUCAGGAGAAACCAGGCGUCGAUUUCCAGAAAUGGGCCGAUUCUAAAUCCUUCUCCCUCGGCGAUUUUCUCAUUUUCAACACGGAUAGCAACCAUUCGGUGAUUCAGACGUACAAUCUCACAACGUACAAACUAUGCAACGGCAACGACGCGAAUGGCAACGACACGACCGAAUGGUCGGAGGCUAAUCCCUCGGCCACGACACCCGUCCCCGUAUCGGUGGCCGUACCUCUCGUGAGAGAAGGCAUGAACUAUUUCUUCUCCGGGAAUUACGACGGAGAGCAAUGCAGAUUAGAGGGGCAGCGUUUCAAGAUCGACGUGAAACAUGGUCAAGGUUUGCGAUCUCCACCGUCCGAUGAAGAUCAGACGGCUCCAGGGCCUGAUGGGUCUCCGCAGUCGGGCGACGAUGAAGAAGCAGCACCGGAUACGAUCGUGCCUGCCAACUUCGAUAACCCUAAAGAUAUAGAGAGUGACGACGAUGACGAGGGGAAGAACAGAUCUGGUUGCAUGUCAAUGUUUACGUAUAGGUUUUGGUUUUGGAAUUGCGUUGUUUUGGUUUUGAUGGGAUUAUUCGUAUUUUGAUCUUUUUUUUUUGUUAUUUUGGGUUGUAAUAAAUGAUUUAUUCAAAUUAUAUGAUUACAUAUUGAAUGAUUUA